UAAUAGGUAGUAAACAGAUUAGUAUGAAAAAUUGAAAAUCCUUUUGCAGUAUAUUUUUUUUUUAGAAAAAGCUGCAUCAUGUUAAGCAAAUUAGAGACCCAUUUUUACGUUAAUAAAUAAUAGGUAGUAAACAGAUUAGCAACCAAAAUAACGAUUGAUUUUUAAUAAUUUAUACUUUAAUGAUUGAAUUUUCGGUUACUAUUUGUCAGUAAACAAAUUAGAGACCGAUUUUUACCAUAGAGAUUGAAUUUUUUGUCCCUAUUUCUGUCGCAAGCAAGAUGAUUUUCAUGCCUUAGCGACUGAAAAUUCAAUCGCUAAAAAAAUUGAUGUGUCGCUAUAGCCACACAUGGACAUGAUGUAGAUUUUGGCCCCUUAUAUUUGGCUCCGUAGUAAUUUUGGCCCCCUAUUAAAAAAAGUCACUUUCUAGCCCCCUAAUUUUACCCCCUUUUGCAAUUCAUAGGGCCCCUCUUAUUUUGAUCCGGUCAAAACCCAGGUGCCCAUUAGGGGGACGACACGUGGAAUUUAAUGAAUUAAAAUAAAAAAAAUCAGCUAAUUAUUUAUAUAAUUAAAUAAGUAAAAAAAAAUUGCUAUCAUCUUCACCUUCAACAUCCUAUUAUUCAUCCUUCAAAAUCCAGAAACACAACACAACUACCUCCUGAAAUUCCUGAAAUUGAUAGUGUAGUUGUUGAAAAACAAGAAGAGGGUUUGAAUGUGAUUGUGAAAAGAAGUAGAGAGAUAUUGAGGGAAGAAGUGAGAGACAAUAUUACACAAAUUGGGUCAGGAAGGUUCAGAGUUUGGUUAAGGCUUUUGAGAAGUUUUUGUUUGAACCUAAGAAUGAGGGUGAUGAUCGAUAAGAGGAGGAGGAGAAGGAAUCUGGUUCUUCAUUUUGUGCAACGGAUUUGGUUUUGACAUUUCAGAAUCUUGGGUUGGAUCCACAUGCUUCCAUUUCGUCAUCCUGGGAUGUAUCUUGUGGAAGAUCAGUGGUUGUGGAUCCCGGACCCUACGCAAGGGUAUUCUGUUCGGAGGGCUUAUUACGUGUUGACUUCUACAGACUUAUCUCUGGUGGACUUAGCAGCGGAGAUGAUUUGGCACAGACAGGUUCCGUUGAAGGUAUCAGUUCUCGCUUGGAGGCUUCUUCGUGAUCGUUUGCCUACCAAAUCGAAUCUGAUAUACAGAGGUGUCAUUUCACCAGAAGCUGGUUUGUGUGUCUCUGGUUGCGGUGCUUUGGAGUCGGCGCAACAUUUGUUUCUUUCGUGCUCUUCCUUCGCUUCACUUUGGCCGAUGGUUCGUGAUUGGAUUGGUUUUGUUGGAGUGGAUACUAAUGUUUUGUCUGACCACUUUGUUCAGUUUGUUCACACAACAGGUGGGAGUAAGGCUACAAAGUCUUUUUUCCAACUAAUUUGGCUACUCUGUGUCUGGAUCUUAUGGAUUGAACGUAACAAUAGGUGUUUUAAUAAUUACGUUACUUCUUUGCCGAGGUUGCUUGACAAAGUAAAAUAUCUGUCCUUAGGUUGGUUGAAAGUUAGAAAAGUCUCUUUUAUGUUUGGCACUAAUAGUUGGUGGUCAAGCCCUUUACAAUGUUUGGAUAUUGGCUGAGUUGGUUUCGUUGUUGUACUUCUACUUUUUGGUGUUUCUUGACGAGUCUUUGAGGCACGCCUUGUGCUAAUGAGACUCUUGUUGUUAAUAUAAUUUCAUUUUUGAUUGUUCAAAAAAAUAAUUUAUACUUUAAAGAUUGAAUGUUCGAUUACUAUUUGUCGGUAAACAAUUUAG
Molecule: messenger RNA, 1770 nt
Organism: Medicago truncatula (barrel medic)
Lineage: Eukaryota; Viridiplantae; Streptophyta; Magnoliopsida; Fabales; Fabaceae
Exons: 2
Coding region: 937-1596 (219 amino acids)
Source: RefSeq, a predicted model, not a curated record